GUACGAGAAAGUGAUUCCCAGGACCCGUACGGGCACCGAGUGGUCCGCCUGUUAGACGACUUCAAGAUUAGUGGUGUUAACGGAACCCAUGUUUGUAUGGUAUUCGAGGUGUUGGGCUGUAAUCUAUUGAAACUCAUUAUCCGAUCUAAUUAUGAGGGCAUUCCUCUCACUAAUGUUAAGCGAAUAAUACGACAGGUUUUAGAGGGUUUGGAGUAUUUGCACACAAAAUGCAAGAUCAUUCACACCGACAUUAAGCCCGAGAACAUACUGUUAACUGUGGACGAGUCGUACGUGAGACGACUGGCCAACGAGGCCUACCAGUGGCAACAAAUGGGAGUCAAGUUACCCGGAUCACUCAUCUCGACCGCCCCGAAGGAACUGUUAGGUCCGUCGACGGCCACAAAGAUGUCGAAGAAUAAGAAGAAAAAGUUGAAAAAGAAAGCGAAAAAAGUGGCGGAAAUUCGAGAGAUCCAAAUGCAACAGUUGGCAGAAGUGGAACUCAGGGAACAGUUGACUACCGGCCCGGCCGGCGGGUCUUCCUGUCCGCGACUGCCCUACGAAUACGACGGUUUGCCCACCGAUGAGGACGACUGCGGUGUCGUUCACCACCGAAACGGCGCCGAACGGCUGCGCUGUGUGGACGAGGAGGAGGUGGAAGAGGCCUCAGAGGCGUACCCAUCGAAUCACGUGACGGGUUCAGACAUGUGCAACGGACACCGCUAUCCGCACACCAGGAUUACGGUGGAGGACAGCGACGCCCUCGGAGUGGAUAACGUAAACAUUAGUGAGACGUCGAGCGCCCGGAACCGUUUAGAGAGGUCUGAAAGCGCUUUAGUUACUAAUUACCAAAAAUGCAAAGAAUCUGGUAUCAGACGAGUGGCCAGUUGUCCC
Molecule: messenger RNA, 891 nt
Organism: Oppiella nova
Lineage: Eukaryota; Metazoa; Arthropoda; Arachnida; Sarcoptiformes; Oppiidae
Source: the annotation of a GenBank genome assembly